Bradysia coprophila is the source of this 3455-nucleotide messenger RNA. RefSeq names its product epidermal growth factor receptor kinase substrate 8-like protein 2. Gene Ontology annotation, biological process: Rho protein signal transduction; regulation of Rho protein signal transduction. The record is from RefSeq and is a predicted model, not a curated record. Lineage: Eukaryota; Metazoa; Arthropoda; Insecta; Diptera; Sciaridae. Gene Ontology annotation, cellular component: plasma membrane. Gene Ontology annotation, molecular function: actin binding.
CGGUGUUUCCGCUUACAUACAUUCAGUUGAGUUGCGUGUUUGUUCGCUGGUCGUGUUGUAAUACAGUACCUCUGCGUACACAGCGUAUUUAUUUCUUUCUUUUUAUUAAUAUUUUGUGUACCUGUGUGUGCAUUGAAUCCAUACCAAUAAAGUGAACUAUACAAAACUCACCUAUCUUGUCUCGAGAACGGCCAUUCCAUUCUCAGUUCAUUCAGUUACAUUUAAAGUGACUCGUCGACUCUCGGAAUAUUGUGUAGUGUGUUCAGUUGAUACAUACCAACUUUGAAAAAUAGACACGUUUUACAUUUUUAUCUUGGCUGGCUUUUUUGUGGAAUAUCAUAAACGAACUUAUUGUUUUAUUACCAUUUUUCCUUUGCAUUUUCGAUAGAAUUUUUCAAUCGAAUAUUGAACCAAGAAAAAACGUCUGUUUAGUUUGAACUCAUUUUUGGAAUCGAUAAAGUUUACGGUUGAAUCACAUUCUUUUUUGUUUUAAGUGGUAACGUUUUUUUUCCUGUUCUGUUAGCAUAGUCUGAUGACUAACUGGUGAUAUCAGUAUCCAUAUUGUAAAUUGAAGUGUUUGAGAGUUAAUACUGGAUGACUUUUGCUUAGUGAGUUCGCCGAUCUACUUCACCGAAAAAUGGAUAAAUUCUAAUCAAACGUCCUAUGGACUUUGUCAUUUGACCUGUAACUCAAUAAAGAAAAAUUCCACAAUUCAACAACAAACAACAAUAUAAUGGCUUAUCGUUCGAAUGGUUAUUCUGAAGAUGAGAGAGAUUCAAGAAGUGGUGAUGAUCGGCCGGGAAGCGAUCUUGGGGACAAACCCACCUAUUUGCUGGAACAUCUGGCCACAUUCACCGUCAACAAAGAAUCAGGCAUAGUUUACCCAGCCGAUGGUAUGCGAAGAUUGCUUCAGCUGGAAAAAACCACUGGAAUCUGGUCACAAAAAAUGCAGCUGUGCUUGGAUCGACAAUGGGUUCUGAUAAUGGACUAUGAAACCGGGAAUAUAAUUGAACGGUUUCCGGCAUCAUUAAUCCAAGAGCCAACGGCGUUCACAAGCAACAGUACGAUGGAAAUGUAUAACAAUAUCUUAGUCAUAAUUGUCGGCGGAUCUAGUUCAAGAUCUGAAAUGCAUAUUUUCCAGUGCCAAAGUAUAUCAGCUGUACAUCUAGUUGAAGACUUGAAACAAUUGAGAAGUGGUAAAAUCGUUACGCAGCAUCGAGAGUCACUUCCACCACCGCCGCCAGCAAAGCCAGCUCAACAAUCACGAGACAUUUACAACUACCACGAAACCGAUUCGGAAAUCGACGGUCUGAACGACGAAACCAGUUCCACUUCUAGUGAAAAAUAUGAACGGGACGUUACCGUGCUGAAUCACUGUUUCGAUGACAUUGAAAAAUUUAUCGCACGAUUGCAGCACGCUGCAGCCGCGUCCAGAGAAUUAGAACGUCGUCGUCGAAAUAGAAAAUCGAAAAAGAAGGAUCCCGGCGAGGGACUACUGACGAUGCGCACAAAACCUCCGCAUGAAAGAGAAUUUGUGGACAUCUUUUCCAAAUUUAAAUUGUCGUUCAAUUUGCUGGCAAAACUAAAAGCACACAUUCACGAUCCGAAUGCGCCUGAAUUGGUCCACUUCUUAUUCACGCCACUAGCCUUGAUUGUGGAUGCUUCACAUGACACGUACUAUGAUCCCAAUAUUCCAGCAAGGGUCAUCAAUCCUCUACUAACGCACCAGGCCAUAAACUUACUGAUUAAUUGUGUCACUAGCAAGGAACAUGAGCUCUGGAAAUCUCUCGGUGAUGCUUGGACGAUUCCACGUGAAGAAUGGAAAGGCCAUGUCGGAGCAUAUCAUCCGACAUUCUUCGAUGGAUGGUCGCCAGAUUUCUCUGUCAUGGAUGAACUCGAUCAUCCGUCAACGCCAACGAUAAAACGAAGAAUCGAACCACAUAUUCCACAUUUCAAUGGCAGCGGUGACUAUGACUAUGAUCACCACCCACCCGAUAAAUAUAAUUCGCCGAGCAGUCCAACUGGUGUAAGAGACUUCAGCACCCGAAGCGAAAUAUCUGUCGAUUCAAUUGAACGAGUUGAACGUGUUGAACGUGUUGGCCAUAGUAAUAGCGUUGUACCCAUUCCGAUAGCACCGAAUUCAAAUCAUGCAAGUCAUGCAAACCAUGCAAAUCACGAGCUUUCUCCGGCAGAUGAGAGGUGGAUCGGUGACGUUCAAGCCAGGGGUGGGAAAUUAGUACAAGUUACGUAUCCCAGAACAGCCAACAAUGAUAAAGAAUUGACAGUGGUUCGCGGUGAAUACCUUGAGAUUUUGGAUGAUACUCGAAAAUGGUGGAAGGCAAGAAAUAGUCGCGGUCAAUGUGCCCACGUUCCGCAUACAAUAGUGGCACCAUUUGCAUACACUGAUGCCGAGGACGACGAUGUCUUCAACAAUCCACUUUAUGCACAAAAUUACAACAAAAAUAAUUUCAAUCGUCAGUCGCACGUUGAUCCGGCGCCAGAUCGUUAUUCCAAUCAACCCGAUACAAAUGCAUCACCAUCAUCCCACUUACCACCGAAUGCUCAGGCUGAUUGGAUUCGUAACAAACAUACCGGCAGUGAUAUGGAAUCACUUCAUUCCGACGAGAAUAUAUCUGCAUCCCGUUUAUCGACAUUCAUCAAACAUAAUCAAAAUCGAAAUACAAUAAUCACAACUGCUCAACAGCAUCAACUUCCAAUAUCGGUAGCGCCACCACCACCGGUACCACCUCCGCCACCACCACCGAUUAUCGUUCCAGUUACACCGACAGCAACUCGUCCAUCAUCGCGGUCUAACACUAUGUCCCGUAAAUCGAUUGCAUCCGUAUCCGGUCAGGACGAAGUGAACGAAGAAUUGAAAAACGUUCUGACAUUAUUCCGGGAAAAACGUCGUGUUUUGGAUAUUGUAAAAACUCCCGAAAUAUUCAUUCAGCAAUCGUCGUCUGCAACCGAAGUGGAACAAUGGCUGAAGGCGAAAGGAUUUUCCGAUAGAGUCGUUAAGAAAAUGCACGGCCUCAAUGGUAACGAAUUGUUUGCAUUGAAACGGCACACAUUGGAAGAUUAUUGUGGUUCAGAGGAGGGUCGACGCUUGGCUUCACAGAUUACUAUUCAACGGAACAUUAGCGGGUACAAAACAGCGAGAUCAUCGGAACUUCAAGCUCUUCUAGCUAAGGCUCGUAAGAAGACCGAUGCAGAGGUGGAUGCGAAUGCUUAAGUCAGUAUAUUGUACCAAUCACAUAAAAUAAGUUAUCAAUUUUAUCAUAGAUAGUCAUCUAAGUUAAGCUCAAUUUGCACCACAGAGUUCUUUUUGUAAACCAUUCCAAAAGUAUUAUCCAAUUAAAAGUAAAAAAGAAAUGAAAAUUAUUUUGUUGACUAUUUGAUAGAGAGAUUGUUAUUAGGGUAAUAAGUGAAAUAAAACUAUUCCAAUGAUCAAUAAA